This is a messenger RNA of Liolophura sinensis, 1742 nucleotides long. Its product is annotated as ribosomal RNA small subunit methyltransferase NEP1-like. The record is from RefSeq and is a predicted model, not a curated record. Gene Ontology annotation, cellular component: nucleus; small-subunit processome. Lineage: Eukaryota; Metazoa; Mollusca; Polyplacophora; Chitonida; Chitonidae. Gene Ontology annotation, biological process: rRNA base methylation. The coding region runs from base 220 to 936 and encodes 238 amino acids. Gene Ontology annotation, molecular function: rRNA binding; rRNA (pseudouridine) methyltransferase activity. The transcript has 6 exons.
UUUAAGCGUUAUAUUUAUGCUUAGUGGAUUCAGGCCCUUUUGUCAUAAAUGUUAUUAAAAUGUUUAAAAUGAUUUCAUACAAACGUUCGUAACCCCUUGCAUUUUUACUCACAUGAUAAACAUGAUCCGCUGCCGUAUUUAAAUAAUGAAGACACAACAAUAAUUGCGCCACAACAGGAAGCAGCGCUACACGUGGAUUUCAACAACAACGAUUUAAGCAUGGCACCCAAGAGGAAAAAUGAAUCGCAAGUUGGUUCUGAAGGUCAGGUGAUUCAGAAAAAACAGAAGGUGAUAAAAUCAGUGGCUUCACUUAAAGAUACAAAACGCCUCAUAGUCGUGUUGGAACAUGCGUCUCUGGAAACGGUAAAAGUUGGAAAACAGUAUGAGCUCCUCAACUGUGAUAAACACAGAAAUAUUGCCAAGAAAUUCAAAAGGGACAUAACUCAGUGCCGUCCAGACAUCACACACCAGUGUUUGCUGAUGUUGAUGGACAGCCCCUUGAAUAGAGCAGGCCUUCUACAGGUUUAUAUUCACACUGAAAAAAAUGUUCUUAUUGAAAUCAACCCUCAAACAAGAAUUCCAAGAACGUUUGACAGAUUUUGUGGCUUAAUGGUGCAGUUAUUGCACAAACUCAGUGUGCACGCAUCUGAUGGCCCUCAAAAGCUUUUAAAGGUGAUCAAAAACCCAAUCACAGAUCACUUACCAGUGGGUUGUACUAAAAUCUGCACCUCCUUCAGUGCCGACAGUAUUGUCAAUCCACGUGAAUUAGUCCCAUCUGACGAACCAAUCGUAUUUGUUGUUGGUGGUAUGGCUCAUGGCAGUGUGAAAGUUGAUUACACAGAGAAGACGGUUUCCAUCAGCAACUACCCCUUGUCAGCAGCCCUGACCUGCACCAAACUCUGCGGGGCAUUUGAGGAAGUGUGGGGAAUUGUAUAGCGUAUGGCAAUUCAGUCGUGUUUCAGAGAACAAUAAUCAUUAAAUGUGAUGUAAAAAUUCCAAUAUCACACUUCAGCAAUAAGAUCAGAUCGACACACGGACAACUGCGGCUGUUGUGUUCCUUCAAGCAAUUUACUGAGGAGUUUGCUGUAUGUGUCACCAUUACGCCCACCCAUUGAAAGAUGCAGGACAUCUUUGACUUCGAUUGUAGUGGAAAAUGGUAUUCCCGGUAUGUUUCAGGGCAGAACUUUUUUGGUAUUAUAUACCUUUGUAAUGUGAUUUCACUGUGUGUUAGGAAAUAAGAGACUAGUUAAACAUUGAACAAAUACAAUCCAAACAAUCUGGCUAUCCCUUGAAGUAAGGAGGUCUGUUUGAUGGGUACCUGUUAAAGGGUCAGAGAACCGAUUAGUUACCUUGGUGGAAGGAGCGUAACCUGGAUUCGAACCUGUGGCCCCAUCAGCUGCUAAAUGGAUAGAUAUUAUAAAUAUAUAUAGAGAGAAGCGACUACAUUGUCUAUUAGGUGUUUUUUGUUGUCAAAUUUAGCAUAACCCCUAGUAUACCAUUGUGUCCACCGUGGUUCUGCUGCCUCAUUUAAGUGUCAUGUUAAAGACACCACACUUACUGCCCCGUCUAAGCAGUCAGUAGAAAAGUGAAAGUGGGCCCAUUGGUAUGGCUUAAGUCAGGUUUGCUAUUUGACAGGCAAGGAGGUAUAAUGCUAACAUUGCCAAUUCUAAGGUCUUACAGGAUGAAUUGUUUAGGAGGGGGCCUCCGUGGCUCACUUGGUUAGCGCGCUAGUGCAGCGUAAU